Messenger RNA from Dicentrarchus labrax (European seabass), 887 nucleotides. RefSeq lists its product as uncharacterized. Gene Ontology annotation, cellular component: pore complex. The record is from RefSeq and is a predicted model, not a curated record. The coding region runs from base 118 to 699 and encodes 193 amino acids. Gene Ontology annotation, molecular function: channel activity. Lineage: Eukaryota; Metazoa; Chordata; Actinopteri; Moronidae. The transcript has 3 exons. Gene Ontology annotation, biological process: monoatomic cation transport; cytolysis in another organism; pore complex assembly.
CCUUUCUCAUCUGUCCUCCAUUACCUUUAUAAGGAGACGGCCUAAAAGCCUUACACCCAGAGCUUGCAGCCGUCCUCUAGAAGCGUUCAUUCCAGGUCGUCUUGUUGCACAGCCAUUAUGCCUAAAGGCAAAAAGUUUACAGCCUUUGCGGACACAAUGUGUUCUGCCAGCAAUGUUCUUGAUGCAGCAAUUUCAGUCGGUGGUAAUGCUGCUGGACUAAUUCCAACACACCGCCAGUGUUCCAUUGAGAUUACAAAUAAAUGCUCUAACUACACCCUCCGUAACCCCAGUUUACACAGUGACAGUGGCUCCUGCACUGAACCUUUGCCGCUUACCAUCGACCCGUCUAAAACUGGGAAUGCUCUGUUCACUAAGACUCCCAACACGGCUCGAGGAGCUGUUGGCGUCUUCACUUACGACCUCAACCAAUCUACAAAUGCAUCCACUGAGAAGAUAGCUGUCAUGUUCUCUGUGCCCUAUGAUUACAACCUGUACUCCAACUGGUUUGCAGUGGGAAUCUUUGAUAAGAGUGUGUUAUGUGAUCAUGAUCUUUAUUAUCGGAUGUACAACAACACAGGCACGUUUGACAGGAAAAAAGGGGGCCAAAGUAUUGAGUACAAGAAAGAUAAUGUCACCAUCACAGCAAUGAUGACUGACACUUUCCAACCUGUCCUGCAGGUGGAGGUCAAAGACAACUGAAAUAAGACAACUGAGAAGUGUUGAAGUGUAGAUUCUCCUCCAGUCAACACAUGGCACAUUUGCGAAUUUCCUACAAUAUUCUGCCAAUAGUUACUCAGUGUAGUUUUGAUGAUUUUUUUAGCAUGAAGAAUUAAGAAGUCUAUAUUGCUCCAGUAUGCUGGUGAUAUCCACUGUGCGCUCUGUGUUAU